UUGACAAAACGCUUCGACAUUGGCGACCUGAGUAGUCGAGUUGGGAGAGGGAGGAGACUGCAGAGAGACUCCCGAGUUGACAGACGAGGAUUUACCACACGGUAGACGACCGGAUUAUCAGAAAACAGAUCAGCAGAGCAGCAAGUGCACCGACGCUACCGCUUCAGUCACAUUCAUCUCUUCAGGAUGGCAGAAACAAAGGGGAAAUUUGACUUUGCCAUAGACCGCGGCGGCACGUUCACGGAUGUCUUCGCCAGGCUUCCGGACGGUCGGGAGAGAGUGCUCAAGCUGCUGUCCCACGACCCCCAGAACUAUGAGGACGCUCCUACCGAAGGGAUCCGCAGAGUCCUGGAGGAGGAAACCGGCCGGACCUUUCCUCGGGAGCAGCCUGUGGACACCUCUCUGAUUGGUUGGAUACGGAUGGGUACCACGGUGGCAACCAAUGCGCUGUUGGAGAGGCAAGGGGAGAGGACUGCUCUCCUGGUCACCAAGGGCUUCCGGGAUCUGCUGCACAUCGGCACCCAGGCCCGGCCAAAGCUCUUUGAUUUGGAAGUGUCUGUGCCUGAGGUGCUGUAUGAAGAAGUGAUAGAGGUGGACGAGAGAGUCAUCCUUAAGCAAGAGGGUUGUCAUCUACCAAGAAAAGAACCCAAGCGCAUUGUCACAGGCAGCACCGGGGACUCCCUGGAGGUGCUGCGGGAGCUGGACCUGCAGCGUGUGGAGAGGGACCUGAGAGGCGUCCUGUCACGUGGCAUCACCAGCCUGGCAGUGCUGCUCCUGCACUCCUACACGUGGUCAGCCCACGAGAAGGCGGUGGGCUCGCUGGCACGCAAGCUGGGCUUCUCCCAGGUGUCCCUGUCCAGCGAGGUCAUGCCCAUGGUGAGGGCAGUGCCACGCGGGUACACCGUCUGCGCCGACGCCUACCUCACACCCAAGAUCCACCAGUACCUGAAAGGCUUCACCUCGGGCUUCAGGGGCGCACUGAAGGACGUGAACGUGCUCUUCAUGCAGUCGGACGGAGGUCUGACUCCCAUGGAGCAGUUCUGCGGCUCGCGGGCGGUGCUUUCGGGGCCGGCGGGGGGCGUGGUUGGCUACGCCAUCACCUCCUACAGCCAUACGGAGGAGAAGCCUGUGAUUGGCUUCGACAUGGGGGGAACGUCCACGGACGUGAGCCGCUACGCCGGACAGUACGAGCACGUGUUCGAGGCCACCACGGCCGGCGUCACCCUGCAGGCCCCUCAGCUGGACAUCAACACGGUGGCGGCCGGAGGAGGCUCCCGCCUCUUCUUCAGGUCGGGUAUGUUUGUGGUGGGGCCGGAGUCUGCUGGUGCCCAUCCAGGUCCAGCCUGCUACAGGAAGGGUGGCCCGCUGACGGUCACAGAUGCUAACCUGGCUCUGGGCCGCCUGCUGCCCUCCUACUUCCCCCGGAUCUUUGGCCCUGGAGAAGACGAGCCGCUCUCCACCGAAGACACCAUGAGGCACUUCCGCCAGCUCACCCGCGAGAUCAAUCACUUCCUGUCCACCAGCCAAUCGCAGGCCAGCGCCAAUGGGGCCGCCAAUUCCAACUACGGCAAAACCCAGGGCAGCAAAUCUGAGAUGAGCAUGGAGGAAGUUGCCAUGGGUUUUGUCCGUGUGGCAAACGAGGCCAUGUGUCGUCCAAUCAGGGCCCUGACCCAGGCCAAGGGGCACGAUACGUCCCAACAUGUGUUGGCUUGUUUCGGCGGAGCGGGCGGCCAGCAUGCCUGCGCCAUCGCGCGGGCCUUAGGGAUGAAGAGCGUCUUCAUACACAAGUACAGCGGUGUGUUGUCGGCCUACGGCUUGGCCCUGGCUGACAUGGUGGAGGAGGUGCAGGAGCCGUGCUCCCUCCAGUACGAGCCGCGCUCCUUCUCCGACCUGGACCGCAGGGUGGAGAAGCUCUCCCAACGCUGCCAGCACACCCUGCAGGACCGGGGCUUCAGCGGAUCGCAGAUCAGCACCGAGGUGUUCCUCCACCUGCGCUACGAAGGAACUGACUGCGCUCUCAUGGUGACGGCCACCGGUUACCCUAGCAACUCCAAGUCCUGUCGCUCUGGUGACUUCCGCAGUGCUUUCACUAAACGCUACUUGAAGGAGUUUGGCUUCACUAUCCCAGAGCGGCCCAUAAUGGUGGAUGACAUCAGAGUGAGGGGUUCUGGGAAGUCAGGCAUCAGAUCCAUGACCACGGCCAAGUCUGCACACGGCAACGCCAAGCCCACCACGGUGACCAAGUGUUACUUUGAGGACGGUUACCUGGACACCAGCGUCUACCUGUGGGAGGAGUUGCAGUGCGACUACAGCAUCCAGGGACCAGCCAUCAUCAUCGACAAGAACAGCACCAUCCUGGUGGAGCCCAGCUGCGUGGCUCAGCUGACGGCAGGGGGGGACGUGCGCAUCGCGGUGGGCUCCGACCCCCACUGCGCCCUGGGCACAGAGCUCAACACCGUGCAGCUCUCCAUCUUCUCCCACCGCUUCAUGAGCAUCGCAGAGCAGAUGGGUCGAGUGCUUCAGCGCACCUCCAUCUCCACCAACAUCAAGGAGCGCCUCGAUUUCUCCUGCGCCGUCUUCGGCCCAGACGGGGGCCUCGUAUCGAACGCACCCCACAUCCCUGUCCAUUUAGGGGCCAUGCAGGAGACCGUGCAGUACCAGAUCAAGGCUCUGGGGGGGAGUCUGCGGGAGGGGGACGUGAUCCUCAGCAACCACCCGUGUGCCGGGGGGAGCCACCUGCCGGAUCUGACCGUCAUCACCCCCGUGUUCAGGAGAGGUGUGAGUGGGCCGGUGUUCUUCGUGGCCAGCAGGGGGCACCAUGCUGACAUCGGGGGCAUCACUCCAGGCUCCAUGCCCCCACACUCCACCACCCUGCAGCAGGAGGGAGCCGUCUUCACCUCCUUCAAACUGGUCACCGGGGGAGUCUUCCAAGAGGAGGCUGUAACUGAGGCCCUCAUGGCUCCGGCUCAGUACCCAGACUGCUCGGGGACACGCAAUCUCCAUGACAACUUGUCGGACCUGCGGGCUCAGGUGGCGGCCAAUCAGAGGGGCAGUCAGCUGGUGGGGGAGUUGAUUGACAGCUACGGACUGACCGUGGUGCAGGCUUACAUGGGCUACAUCCAGAGCAACGCAGAACUGGCAGUCAGGGACAUGCUGAAAGAUUUUGCUCGUCGCCGGCUGCAGCAGACCGGCUCCCUAGAUGUGGAAGCGGAGGAUUUCAUGGACGACGGAACACCAAUCAGGCUGCGGGUCCAGAUCAACAAGGAUGAGGGUAGUGCUGUGUUUGACUUCACUGGGACUGGCACAGAGGUGUGGGGCAACUGUAAUGCUCCCCGGGCCAUCACCUUCUCAGCCCUCAUCUACUGCCUGCGCUGCAUGGUGGGCCAGGAUAUCCCCCUCAACCAGGGUUGUCUCACGCCUAUCAAGGUAAUCAUCCCCCCAGGCUCCAUCCUGCAGCCUUCCCAGAAUGCAGCUGUGGUGGGCGGGAACGUGCUGACGUCCCAGAGGGUGGUGGACGUCAUCUUCCGUGCGUUUGAAGUCUGUGCGGCCUCACAGGGCUGUAUGAACAACGUGUCAUUCGGCAGCGAGAAGAGCGGUUACUAUGAGACCGUUGCCGGGGGAGCCGGAGCGGGUCCGGGGUGGAACGGGCGGAGUGGUGUCCACAGUCACAUGACCAACACGCGCAUCACUGACCCAGAGAUUCUGGAGAAGAGGUACCCUGUGAUUCUGGAGCAGUUCUCCCUCCGGCCAUGUUCCGGGGGCGCAGGGGAGUACUGCGGUGGAGACGGGGUUGUCCGCAAACUCCUGUUCAGAGACAAGGUGGUUCUGUCUGUGCUAACGGAGAGGCGCUCCACACGACCCUACGGCCUUAAAGGAGGGGAGUGUGGGGCCUCAGGGCUGAACCAGCUCCACAGAGCCGAUGGGAGAAUUCUCAACAUGGGGGCCAAGACCACCGUGACUCUGGAGCCAGGGGACAUGUUCUGCCUGUACACGCCCGGGGGAGGGGGCUACGGCAGUGAGGAGGCCGGCUAUGGGAGGACCCAGGCCAAGCGCCAGCGCACGAACGAGCCCUUCCCAGAGAGAGGCAGCGUGUUUGAGUACCGCAGAUCUCAGGAGAGUGUGUGAGAGAGGGAUGGAGAGAGAGGGAUGGAGAGAGAGAGAGAGAGAGCCAGGAGAGGAGAGGAACCGGGGGUCAGAGAAAACAGAAGACAUUACUGUGAGUAGAGAAAGGGAUGGGACAAAGAUUGAGUGAAAGUGAAUGGAGGCCGGGAAGAUUGAAAAUGAUUCCUGCACCAGCUCCAGUUCAGUCGUACCAGUCAAUUCUUUGUUCUAACAAAUUCACACGUUCUAAAAUCUUUUUGGUGUUUUACUAGUUCGUAAAA
Osmerus eperlanus (European smelt) is the source of this 4382-nucleotide messenger RNA. It is a transcript of the gene oplah, whose product is annotated as 5-oxoprolinase, ATP-hydrolysing. Bases 187 to 4125 code for a protein of 1312 amino acids. NCBI's taxonomy places the organism in Eukaryota, Metazoa, Chordata, Actinopteri, Osmeriformes, Osmeridae. Gene Ontology annotation, molecular function: 5-oxoprolinase (ATP-hydrolyzing) activity. The transcript is spliced from 27 exons. The record is from RefSeq and is a predicted model, not a curated record. Gene Ontology annotation, cellular component: cytosol. Gene Ontology annotation, biological process: glutathione metabolic process.